Molecule: messenger RNA, 1311 nt
Organism: Penicillium chermesinum
Lineage: Eukaryota; Fungi; Ascomycota; Eurotiomycetes; Eurotiales; Aspergillaceae
Product: NUDIX hydrolase
Exons: 2
Coding region: 1-1311 (436 amino acids)
Molecular function (GO): coenzyme A diphosphatase activity
Source: RefSeq, a predicted model, not a curated record
AUGGACGCCUCCCCUGGUUUGUCUCACCAUCUACAUGGCGUCUUAUCCACCCUCUACCGCCGGCCGUAUCCACAAAUUCCUAAUCCCCCUGCCUGCAAGAAGCGGGCGUCAGUUGCCCUAAUCAUCCGAAUUCGACCUUCAGAUGACUGCUGGCCGACCGACCCUGUGAGCAGUGACCCGACGGAGUCCGUAGAGGACCGUUUGGACGAUUUCUUUGCGCAGCCAUGGGUCCACCAUGGAAUCCCCGAGGUUCUCUUUAUCAAGCGUGCUUCGCGCGCCGGCGACCGGUGGACAGGCCAUGUUGCUUUACCAGGAGGGAAGCGAGACCCGGAGGAUGAAGAUGACUGCGCGGCUGCAAUAAGGGAGGCAUGGGAGGAAAUCGGGCUGGAUUUGACCACCGACGACUGCAUAGCUGUUGGCAAUCUCCCAGAGCGAGUGGUGACCACCAGCUGGGGAUCUGUCCCACUUAUGGUUCUCUGCCCUUUUAUCUUUCUAACUACGCGAAUUGAUUCACCCAGCUUGCGCCUACAGCCGACGGAGGUAGCGUCAACUCAUUGGGUCCCUCUAAAGGCUCUCCUGUCACCAUCUCUUCGAACUGUUGAACAUGUGGAUAUGUCACAACGGUACUUCAAACAAGCCGGCUUCUUGGGUCGUAUGGCUAUUCGGUCAGUGGUAGGCUGGAUGCAAUUCUCUGCUGUGCGCUUGGUGCCAUCAGAGACUCUGUACAGCACCACCAUGAUAGAUUCUGUUUUGGAACAGGGCAGUGAGCAAAAGUCUGUCGUACAGCGGCUAUGUGGGUGGUGCUUGAGCAACCAAGCAGAAUCCAGUGACACGAGCCGUCCUCUUCUGCUUUGGGGCUUGACGCUUGGUGUUCUGGCUGAUUUCCUGGAGAUGAUUCCUCCCCAUAACGCUGUCAAGCUCUGGGCAUAUCCCACAUUCACAAUGCCUGAUCUGCGACUGGUUGCCAGUAUACUAAGCUAUCGUCUGCGGAAAUUGAAUGCACAGAAAGUGAAGUCAGGGUCGCGUGCCAGCAAUACCGCUUCGGACAGCGAAACUACAGCACUUCCUGUGUCUCUAUCUUCACAUGGGACUCCUAUGCAAGAGACUACUGGGGCUGGCACCCAAGGUGUUGGAAGAUACUACAGCGCUACCGGACAAGGUGGUAAUGGACCGUCAUACGCGGUAGGUGUCCUGCUGCAAGGUUACUACCAGAAAUUGCAAACAGCAAUCUAUAUUUUCCUGGCGUUGCGCAUUGCUAUGGGCUCCGCUGCAGCUUUUGCAGCCUGGCGGUUUUUCCGGCGACGCUCUUGA